GUAGUGGAAUCUUUGCUACUGCAGCUAGGAGGAGUUUGAGUAGACUAUGCACUGAGCUGUAAGAAGGUUUGUAGUAGAGCGGAGGAGACUUGUCUACACACAGCCGAAGUGCAGGAAUACGACAGAUGUUAUUCAUGAACACAACAGAGGAGUAAAGACUAUGCCCUAGGACCCAGUCGUGGAACAAGGGUAGUGAGCACUGUGCCUGAGCAUCCCAGCAGAGGAACAGGGGUAGUGUUGUGGAGUGUGCCCAAACACCCAGCAGAGGAAAGCGCUAGUGCAGACUGUGCCCCAGAACCAAGAAAAGGAACAGGGGUAGUGGGGGCUGGACUUCUGCACCCAACAUAGCAACAGGUGUAGUGUGAACUGCGUGUCUCAGAACCCAGCAGAAGAACAGGGUUAGUGUGGACUGUGCCCCAGAACCCAGCAGAAGAACAGAGGUAAUGUGGACUAUGCCCCAGAAGCCAGCAGAAGAACGGUAGUAAUGUGGACUGUGCCCCAGAAUCCAGCAGAAGAGCGGACGUAGUGUGGACUGUGCCCCAGAACCCAGCAGAAGAGCGGAGGUAGUGUGGACUGUGCCCCAGAAUCCAGCAAGAGAGCGGAGGUAGUGUGGACUGUGCCCCAGAACCCAGCAGAAGAGCGGAGGUAGUGUGGACUGUGACCCAGAAUCCAGCAGAAUAGCGGAGGUAAUGUGGACUGUGCCCCAGAAGCCAGCAGAAGAGCGGAGGUAAUGUGGACUGUGCCCCAGAACCCAGCAGAAGAGCGGAGGUAGUGUGGACUAUGCCCCAGAACCCAGCAGAAGAGCGGAGGUAGUGUGGACUGUGCCCCAGAAUCCAGCAGAAGAGCGGAGUUAAUGUGGACUGUGCCCCAGAAUCCAGCAGAAGAGCCGAGGUAGUGUUGACUGUGACCCAGAACCCAGCAGAAGAGCGGAGGUAGUGUGGAGUGGACUGUGCCCCAGACGCCAGCAGAAGAACAAGAUUAGUGUGGACUGUGCCCCAUAAUCCAGCAGAAGAGUGGAGGUAGUGUGGACUGUGCCCCAGAAUCCAGCAGAAGAGCGGAGGUAGCUUGGACUGUGCCCCAGAAUCCAGCAGAAGAGCGGAGGUAAUGUGGACUAUGCCCCAGAAUCCAGCAGAAUAGCGGAGGUAGUGUGGACUGUGCCCCAGAACCCAGCAGAAGAGUGGAGGUAGCGUGGACUGUGCCCCAGAACCCAGCAGAAGAACAAGAUUAGUGUGGACUGUGCCCCAAAACCCAAAAAAUAGAACAGGGAUAGAGUGGACUGUACCAAAGCACUCAGCAGAUGGAUGUUCCGGAGCUCCUACUGGGAUCUGCUGCCCUGGUUGCCUGCACAGUGCUGCUAUGUGAGUUGCUUCGCUGGGCAUGCCACAGGAUUGUGCCCGCAGGUCUAGGGCUAGAACUGGCCUUGGAAGUGGUGUCCACUGUGCAGCUGUGCUGCUGUACCCUGGAGAUGAAUCUGUUCUGCACUAAAACUGACAUAGAGCUCUGGCUGGUACUGGUCCUCAUCUACCUGUUGACUGUCCUGCACUGCCUGACCUUCCAAGGUGCCUCCUGUAAUCCCUGUGGCAGUGUCAAUCAGUGGCUAUGGGGCCUGGCAAAGGGGUCACAAACUGUUCUGGAGGUGAUGGCACAGUUUGCAGGUGCUGGACUUUCUUGGGUGCUCAUGCCCCACCUCUGGUCACUGAGACUGUCACCAUUGCACCAGCUGGGCAAGGACUGUGAGAGCCCCCUGCAAGUAUCUCCUCUGUCUGGGGCCUUGGUUGAGAUGACCUGUGCUAUCAGCCUCUUCCUGAUUCUGCACCCCCUUCCCAGGGUCAGCGCCCCUCUGCAACCUCAUAUGGUGGCUCUGACCAUUACCGGAAUUGCCUAUGCAGGUGGACCACUGACUGGAGCCAUCUUCAACCCUGUGUUGGCCUUUGCAGUUGUCUUCUUGUGCCAUGGUCACAGCUACCUGCAGUAUAUCAUCGUCUACUGGUUUGGACCUCUUAUUGGGAUGUUGCUCUCUUUCCUGUUAUUGGAGUACAUAUUUCCGAAGCUCCGGCCUGGGAGAGUGAAGAGGGACUAGGCGAUCACUGCCUUCCAUGUUCAGCAAGUCCUCUGAUUGCCACGAGUCUCCUCUCUAUGAAGGUGCUAGUAGCCAUCCAAUACGUGGUGCUCUCCAAUACGUGGUGCUCCCCAAUACGUGGUGCUCUCCAAUACGUGGUGCUCUCCAAUACGUGGUGCUCUCCAAUACGUGGUGCUCUCCAAUACGUGGUGCUCUCCAAUACGUGGUGCUCUCCAAUACGUGGUGCUCUCCAAUACGUGGUGCUCUCGGCAUAUUUAUUGUCCACGUGUUGUUCAAAUGGCUAUUUUUUCUUUUAUUUCUUUUUUUUUUUUUGCAACCUGGAAAAAUGAAACACAUCUUGUCAUCUAAAUGUGUAUUUCAUGAGCAUUGGCCCGGAUUCAAAGAGAAUUGCGCUUUUUUUGCGGAGGCGCAGGGCAACGAUUUUGCCCUGCGCCCCCA
This is a messenger RNA of Rana temporaria (common frog), 2518 nucleotides long. RefSeq names its product aquaporin-11-like. The transcript is spliced from 3 exons. The record is from RefSeq and is a predicted model, not a curated record. The coding region runs from base 1298 to 2080 and encodes 260 amino acids. NCBI's taxonomy places the organism in Eukaryota, Metazoa, Chordata, Amphibia, Anura, Ranidae. Gene Ontology annotation, molecular function: channel activity. Gene Ontology annotation, cellular component: cytoplasm; membrane. Gene Ontology annotation, biological process: transmembrane transport.